AUGAGGAUUACAGGAUUAAGGAAAACAACCAUUGGCCAGAAUGGUGUCGGCGCCUUCAUUCUCCAAUGCACAAAAAUGGAUUUUCAUUACUGCGAUUGGGCUGGCAGUUCCAAGGGAAUGAAUACCUUCAUCAAAAAUUCCUUACCGGGCUUCGCGAAAGCCAAUCCUCAAAUCGAAAUUACUGUCUCCCCUCGACCCGCCAAACACCCAGUCAUUAUUGGUCAUUAUAUCAAUGGUCGCGAGAAGGCCAUUUGCGUCAGAAAUCUAGAAAUGGGACAAAUAUUAAAGAAGGCAGAGCUGCUCAGAGAUGCGAGUGGAGAAAAGCUAAGGAGAGUCAAGAAGCCCGUGAAGAGUAUCAACGAGAGUGUUAGAGGUAUUUGGAGUCCUUAUCAUGGUGGUGGAAUUAAGGUUUGA
Botrytis sinoallii is the source of this 414-nucleotide messenger RNA. RefSeq lists its product as uncharacterized. Gene Ontology annotation, cellular component: mitochondrial large ribosomal subunit. The transcript has 3 exons. The record is from RefSeq and is a predicted model, not a curated record. Gene Ontology annotation, molecular function: structural constituent of ribosome. Lineage: Eukaryota; Fungi; Ascomycota; Leotiomycetes; Helotiales; Sclerotiniaceae. Gene Ontology annotation, biological process: mitochondrial translation. Bases 1 to 414 code for a protein of 137 amino acids.